Molecule: messenger RNA, 1324 nt
Organism: Parastagonospora nodorum SN15
Lineage: Eukaryota; Fungi; Ascomycota; Dothideomycetes; Pleosporales; Phaeosphaeriaceae
Exons: 3
Coding region: 1-1029 (342 amino acids)
Biological process (GO): translational initiation
Cellular component (GO): eukaryotic translation initiation factor 3 complex, eIF3m
Molecular function (GO): translation initiation factor activity; translation initiation factor binding; metallopeptidase activity
Source: RefSeq, a predicted model, not a curated record
AUGUCCGAGCGAGACUCGUUUCUCCACCUGGCGCGCCCGCUUGGCCCAGCCCCCGUCGGUGCUCAACCCUCGACAGCCCCGCUGAACGUCGCCAUACAACCCCAGGCCGUCUUCUCAAUACUUGACCACUCACUCCGCCGCCCCGCCGACCAAGAACGUGUCAUUGGCACUCUCCUCGGCACCCGCAGCGAAGAUGGCACUGAAAUCGAGAUCCGCAACUGCUACGCCGUCCCCCACACGGAAACCGCCGAGCAGGUCGAGGUCGACAUGGACUACCAGAAGCAGAUGCUCGCCCUCCACCUGCGGGCAAAUCCUAGGGAGGUGCUGGUCGGCUGGUAUGCGACGAGCAGCGACUUGAACACCUUUUCCGCCCUCAUCCAGAACUUCUACAGCCAACAGGGCGAUGGGACCUGGCCCCACCCCGCUGUACAUCUUACCGUUUCCACAGUGCCUGGCCAGGACAUUGAGUCGCGGACAUACAUCUCGGCGCCAAUUGGCGUGACUGCUGAGCGUGCGGCCGACUCGUGCUUGUUCAUCCCAGUACCCCACGAGAUCAAGUAUGGCGAGGCCGAGAAGUCCGGACUGGAGCUUAUUUCAUCGGCAAAGGAUCGCGAGGACAGGUCACAGGAGAUCAUGACUGACCUCGACUCGUUGGAGCGCGCUGUCCAGCACGUUCUGGACAUGUUGGAGCGCGUCUCCAACUAUGUCAACAACGUGCUCGACGAGGAGGCAGAGCCAUCGUCGGCGCUCGGACAGUUCUUGAUGAACGCCCUUAGCCUGGCACCCAAGGUCGACCCGGCUGACAUUGAGCGUGACUUCAACAACCACAUCCAAGACGUCCUCGUUGUUUCCUACCUCGCCAACACCAUCCGCACACAGAUCGACCUCUCCAACCGUCUCGCAACCGCUGCUCUUACCAUGGGCGGCACUGAUGCUCUUGCUGGUGACGGACAAAAAGACGGAGGUGACAGGAAACAGGGCGGUGACCGGAGGAACAAGGGUAGGCAGCAGAGGACGCAAGAGGCAUGAGCGUCGCCCGAAUAAAGUUGCAUGUUUCUCAAGUCCGGGGUCCGCGUCGAGAACGAGAACGAGACGCAGCGCAAAUGCGAUCAAAGACGCCGCGUCCGGGGAAGGGCAGCGUUGUAGUGAGUGAUUCGGCAAGAAGUGGGGCGCUGAAAAAAGGGCCAUGAUCAUGAGGUAUGAUUUACUCAUGAGCCUGGCGUUACCGGACAUCUGUGAGGCCCUGUAUUACCAUAGCAGGCCCAAUAUUGCAUGCAUUAGACCCAGCUUCAAGAGGAGCAGGAAUUCAAAUAUUUCCAAACUU